Penicillium verhagenii is the source of this 1419-nucleotide messenger RNA. RefSeq names its product phosphatidyl synthase. Lineage: Eukaryota; Fungi; Ascomycota; Eurotiomycetes; Eurotiales; Aspergillaceae. The transcript has a single exon. Gene Ontology annotation, biological process: glycerophospholipid biosynthetic process. Gene Ontology annotation, cellular component: mitochondrion. Bases 1 to 1419 code for a protein of 472 amino acids. The record is from RefSeq and is a predicted model, not a curated record.
AUGCCUCGAUUUGAUGAUUCUGACUUUGUCGUGGACAGUCGUCCCGACAUCACCAGCAAUCCUCGAAAUCUACCAAUCCCUAGUGAUGGCAGUAAUACUAUUGAGAUCCCAUCAUCUCGCAGCGCCAUCAGUGAUGCCGCAGCUCUCAUGCACAACCUCAGCCUGUCGCCCUCCAUGAAGGAGCGAAGGAGUUCACGCAACUCCUUUGGCACAUCUUUGCCCAUUCCUCGCUCACCGCGCCUGUCUCGUCUUUCUUCUUACAAGACAGAUCGUCCCGCGGUCGCGCGGGACAUCAUGACCUCGCAGGUCCAGGACAUGUUCAAGGAGAAAGUUGAAACUGCCAAGAACAUGGCUUUUGCCUUUGACAUUGACGGUGUGCUGGCACACGGACCUGAACCCAUUGAAGAGGCCAAGGAGGCAUUGAAGAUCCUGAACGGUGAAAACGAGCUGGGUAUUAAGAUUCCUUACAUCCUGUUGACCAACGGUGGUGGUAAGACAGAGGUGGCUCGCUGUGAGCAGCUCUCAAAGAUGCUCGAGGCCCCCAUCUCUACCGAGCAGUUCAUCCAAUCCCACACUCCUAUGCAAGCUCUAUCAGAGUACUACGAGACUGUUCUCGUAUGCGGUGGUGAGGGCUACAAGGUCCGCGAAGUUGCGGAGACCUACGGCUUCAAGAACGUCGUCCACCCCAAGGACAUUCUUGCCUGGGACCCGACUGUGUCGCCGUGGCGCACCUUCACGGAGGAAGACCGCAUCAACGCCAAGCCUCGUGAUUUCUCCAAGAUGAAAUUCGACGCUAUCCUCGUCUUCGCUGACUCCUACGACUAUGCCACAGACUUCCAGAUCAUUAUGGAUCUAUUGCUGUCUGAGGAUGGCAAGCUCCUUACUCGCGCCAAGGACCCCGUCGCCAGCCGUAUUCCCAUCUACUUCUCCCAAGGUGACUUGGUAUUCCCUACCAACCACAAGGGCCCUCCCCGUCUGACCCAAGGUGCAUUCCGAAUCGCCAUUGAAGCCCAGUACAAGGCUCUGACUGGCUGUGAGCUUGAGCGUGUUGUCUACGGCAAGCCUGAGCGCGCCACCUACACCUACGCCGAUGAGGUCCUCAAGCACUGGAUGGAGGAGAUCCACACUGAGAACCGCCUCCCCAGUAACGUCUACAUGGUUGGUGACAACCCACAGUCCGACAUCAUCGGUGGUAACAUGUACGGCUGGAACACCUGCCUGGUCCGCACUGGUGUCUUCCAAGGCAAGAAGGGCGAGAACGAUCCCAACAACCCUGCCAGCUUCGGUGUCUUCGACAAUGUUCUCGAUGCUGUUCAGGCUGCCAUCCGCAAGGAGCUUGGACAUGACUUCAAGCUCAAGUGGAACCCCAAGGUCAACCCUGUUCUUCACGGUGACGAGAACAGCGCUGCUAUCGAGUAG